Messenger RNA from Choloepus didactylus (southern two-toed sloth), 4268 nucleotides. Its product is annotated as zinc finger protein 260-like. Gene Ontology annotation, cellular component: nucleus. Gene Ontology annotation, molecular function: DNA-binding transcription factor activity, RNA polymerase II-specific; RNA polymerase II cis-regulatory region sequence-specific DNA binding. Bases 2013 to 4199 code for a protein of 728 amino acids. The record is from RefSeq and is a predicted model, not a curated record. Gene Ontology annotation, biological process: regulation of transcription by RNA polymerase II. Lineage: Eukaryota; Metazoa; Chordata; Mammalia; Pilosa; Megalonychidae. The transcript is spliced from 5 exons.
CGGGGGGCGCGCAGGGGCCUGGGACGGAGCCGUGCAGGCUCAGCUUCGGUGAGACGGAGGCGGGGAGACUCCGUCCGCGUUCGGGGUGUCCUUGCCUCCACUGCGCCCGCUGCGUGCCUGCCCUCGGGCCUGAGGCGGCGACGUUGGGGGGAAGGACUGCCCUCGGGCGGGGCAGGGAGCGGAGUUCCGAUGCCUGUCCUCAGGCGCAAGCCAUUCGAAACAGCGUUCUGUACCUAAAUUCAUUCAGAAAACCUUGACCGAGAGCCGCUGUAGCGUACUGGUAGAGCAAGACUGCCUGAGUUCGUGUCCUGGCCCCUUGCCCUCUGUACGGGUUUGGGCAAGCUGCCUUGGCUCAGUCUCAGUGGUGGGGUUACCACCUACUUCAAAGAUUAUUGUGAAAAUUAAAUGAGAUAUAGAAUAUACAGCACAGGGCUAUGCUUGCUCCAUAGUAAAUGUUCGCUGCUAUUAACAGCUGCUAUUACUACUGCUCUUAUUAUGCUACUGGCAUCCCUAAUAUUCACCAAGUCUUCAUUCUCCCAUUUUUCCCUGUGACAGGAGAUUGCAAUUCCAUCCUUCCCAUCACUUAGGUAGAAACCUCGGAGGCAGCCUUUCUCAACUGUUAUAAUUUCUUUCUCAGGCAUCCAAGGUGGUAAUAGUUAUGCACUUCAGGAGGAAUAAGGAAAUAGCUAAAUUAUUUUAUCUCUCUAGGUCAGAUAAGGGGCAUAGGUUAAGGAAGUCUGCUGGGAACAUUCCUAGAUGCCUUUCCUCACCACUUCACCAUGUGUUCUGCUGGCCUUGUCAGUUCUCCAUUCACACUGAAUCCUAAAGGGGCCUGAUCUCAACCACCAACCGCUAAGUUGAGCCUCCAUCAUCCCUUCCUGGCUUUACAGGAUCCUCAGCCUGACCACCCUACAUCCACUGUUGCCCUCCUGUGGUCUGCCUUCUGCACAGUAGUUGGAUCUCUCUUUUUAAGGCUUAUGAUCCUCCUGUGAUUUCCUAUCUUAAGGUUGCUUUUUUCCAGCAACACUCUGGCUCCCCUCUUGGCCUGUUCCCUUGGCCUGGACUGCUCUCCCUGAGAUGUUUGCACUGCUUCUCUCUUCCUCCUGGUCUCCUCAGUAUAAUUCUUAUUAAAUACACCUUCCCUAUCCAUACUGCAUGAAAUUCUGACACCCCUUCCCAUCCCGCUUUGAUUUUCUCCACAUCACUUAUCGUCAGAUGAUUUCUCAUGUAUUUGCUUUGUGUCCCUCUUGCUAGACCAUAAGUUUCCUGAGGUCAGGGACUGGAUCUGCUUUGCUCACUGCUGAAUAUCCAUAGCACUUGGCAUUAGUGAACCCUAAUUGAAAGCAUGAAUCCCAGGCUCUCUGUUGAGUACAGGAGGAGCACUGACGAUUGGGACAGCUCCCUCCAGGAGCUCUUGCUGUGAUGGAGAGCCGACAGACAAACCUGCCCACGCAGGAAGAUGUUCCACGUUUUGGGGUAGGAAGCAGAGCAGAGCCCUUCUGUACAGCCCUACAUGGAAGUGGCCAUAUUGCAGUGCUGGGUACUCGAGCCCUGAAAUGUGCCACAUCCAAGGCUGCAGGGAAUAGAAUAGACAAUUUUUCCUGGGAGGAGAUCAGGAAGGCUUCAGAGAGGAAGUGAUUCCCCAGCUGAGCCUUGAAGGAGGUGAACUUUCCCAGGAGGCGGGGGAGACAGUUCUUGAGGGAGUGAGUAGGGAAGUCUGGAGCUUUGGGGAACCUGCAAGGGUCUCACUGUAUUGGAGUACAGCCUGUGAGGGGGCUUCCAGGGACAUGAGAUUGGCCGAUCGGGCUGGUGUGUCUGGGCAGUUGGAUGUAGAUACAUCCAUGGGGAAGUAACAUUCAAGCUGGGUGUUGGGGUUGGCCCACAUCAUUGCCUGCCAUGGCCUCUCUUCACACCGUCAUGCCCCUUCCCAUGGUUGUCAGGGAGGGGGCUGAUGUGAGCAAAGUUGUGCCCAGGCUGCCAGAAGCUGUUGCAGUGGAGGCCUUUGGACAGUGAUGGUCCCGAACUCUCGGAGCCUAUCUGCCAGGUUUUCAGAUUCCUGCCUCUCACCACAGCCUAGGAGCCCAGGAAUGGAAGCUGUGCUGCCUAGGGCUGGAUCUCAGGGAUCAGUGACAUUUGAGGAUGUGGCUGUAUAUUUCACAAGGAAGGAAUGGAUGUAUCUGACUGUUCAACAAAAGGAUCUCUACAAGGACGUGAUGCUGGAGAAUUAUGGAAACUUGAUCUGGCUGGCAGAACUUCGAGGUCUCAAACCUGACCUGAUCUCCCAGCUAGAGAGAGGAGAAGAGCCAUGGCUGCUGGAUGUGCCAGAGACUGAGACAGUAGAGAUGCAGAGAUGUUCCUGUCCAGAUUCUUUAAUGGGCACUGAGAGCAAACAGUACUUUAAAAGACAAAUAUCAGACAUAGCCACAUGUGAAGUAACAUUAGACAUGCUCCUUCAGGAUUUCCUACCAGGAUUUGAGGAAUACAGGGAUGUUUCAGACACCUGUCAGGGAAAUGCCACAGGAGUUGUCUUGAGGAAAUCUCUAACUGAGGAGAAAAGUUAUAGUGAAUUGACCAUGUCCUGUGAGGAGCAACCCACGUGGAAGACUGACCAGAGUUUACCUGAGUUAGGAGAAAACUUAAGUAAGAAUGCAAAUCUCAUUACAAGUUCCAAGCAUACUACAGGGUACAAAGCCCAUCAAUGUGAUAAAUGUGACACAAGUUUCAAAUACAAUUCUGAUCUUAUUCUACAUCACCGAAUCCAUACUGAAAAACCCCACAAAUGUCAUGAAUGUGGGAAAGAUUUUAGCCGAAGUUCAUAUCUUAAGGGACAUCAAAAGAUUCACACGGGGGAAAAAACAUAUAAGUGUAAUAAAUGUUUGAAAGUCUUCAGUAGUAGCUCACACCUUAUACAACACCAGGUAAUUCAUAGUGGAGAGAAACCUUAUGGGUGUAGUGAAUGUGGGAAAUCCUUCAGACUGAAUUCCCAACUUAAACAACACCAGAGGAUUCACGAGAAACCAUUUAAGUGUGAAGAAUGUGGGAAAUCCUGUAGUCAAAAGGCAACCCUGAUUCAGCAUCAGAGAAUUCAUUCAGGAGAAAAACCUUAUGGCUGUAAUGAAUGUGGAAAAACCUUCAGUAAGAAAUCGAUACUUAUUCUUCAUCAAAAAAUUCAUACUGGGACAAAGCCCCACAAAUGCCAUGAAUGUGGGAAAGAUUUUAGUUGUAGUUCAUAUCUUAGGGAGCAUCAAAAAAUUCACACUGGAGAAAAACCAUAUAAAUGUAAUAAGUGUUCAAAAGCCUUCAGUUGUAGUUCACGCCUUAUUCAACAUCAGUCAAUUCAUAGUGGAGAGAAGCCUUAUAGGUGUAAUGAAUGUGGGAAAACCUUCAGACUGACCUCACAACUAUCUCAACAUCAGAGAACUCACACUGGAGAGAAACCUUUUAAAUGUGAAGAAUGUGCCAAAUCUUUUUGUAAAAAGGCCCACCUGAUUCAGCAUCAGAGAAUACAUUCUGGAGAAAAACCUUAUGGCUGUAAUGAAUGUGGAAAAGCCUUCAGUCAGCCAUCACUUCUUAUUGUACAUCAAAAAAUUCAUACUGGAGAGAAACCCCAUGAGUGCAGUGAAUGUGGAAAAGCUUUCAAUCAAAGAUCUCUCCUUAGUAGACAUCAAAGAAUUCAUACAGGAGAAAAACCCUAUGUUUGUGAUGAAUGUGGCAAAGCUUUCAGUCAGAGCUCACAACUCAUUCAGCAUCAGAGAAUUCAUACAGGGGAGAGACCCUAUGUAUGUGAUGUGUGUGGAAAAACGUUCAACCAAAACUCCCAGCUUACAGUACACCAGAGGAUUCAUACUGGAGAGAAACCACACAGAUGUAAUGAAUGUGGAAAAGCUUUCUCUCAGAGCUCCCAACUUAGACUGCAUGAGAGAAGUCACACUGGAGAGAAACCUCAUAUAUGUGAUGAAUGUGGUAAAGCCUUCAGUCAGAGCUCUCUACUUAUUCGACAUCAGAGAGUUCACACUGGGGAAAGACCCUACAAAUGCAAUGAAUGUGGGAAAGCCUUUACUCAUAGUUCAACCCGACUUCAACAUCAGAGAGUUCACACUGGAUUGAAACUGUAUAAAUGUAACACAUGUGGAAAAGGCUUUAGUCGAAGUUCGUAUCUUACGCGACAUCAAAGAACUCACUCUGGUAUAAAAACUUGAUGUACUGCAUGUGAAUACCUUUGAUGCUUCACAUUUUAGUAAAUAUCAAUAAAUUUAUUCUGGAAAGGA